Molecule: messenger RNA, 1616 nt
Organism: Cercospora beticola
Lineage: Eukaryota; Fungi; Ascomycota; Dothideomycetes; Mycosphaerellales; Mycosphaerellaceae
Product: DNA replication factor Cdt1 C-terminal domain-containing protein
Source: RefSeq, a predicted model, not a curated record
ACCAACGCAUAUUUUCCGCACCAUAUCACACCAACCAUCUUACCUCGCCGCAUACAUAUCACGUCACAAUGCCGAAGAGAAAGGCUUCCACGCUCGACGAGGCGCACUCCGGUAAACAAACACGAUCGACCAAGGCGCAACAAAGCAUCUACACCUUCAGCAGCGUCUCGAAGCCUGUGGCCCAGGCGAACGAGGGCAAGAAGAGGAAGACGGCACACAAGAAGGAAGCAACGCCUCCAUUUCCCGCGCCGGUCAUCAGUGAUGCGCCUAAGCUUGUGUCAAAGCGCAAGAGGAAUGCCGCGCCAGAGAGCGACAGCGAGGACGAAAUCGCAGUAGUGCAAUCCACUGAGACGGCUGCUUCGACAAACCAGAGUGCCAAACCUCGACAGCACAAGCGAGUCAAAAACGCAGCUCCUCCAACUCCAGCCGAAACGCCUAGCAAGAGCGCAGCGCGUCUCUUUGACAACCUCAACAUCGAAUCAAAUGCGCGUCCGAUACCAUUUCCACUGCCCAGGAAACAACUCGACUAUGACACACCUCCAGAUUCACCACCCAGGGAGACCGAGGCAGAGCUUGAUUUGUCAUUCCCAGCAGAACUAGAAGACCUUCAGGAUCUUCACGCGUCUUUCCUCGCAGCUCUAUCGAUGCACUACUCGCACAACGGAACAUCAACAGCACCGCAAAUUCUUCUACUCCUACCGAUGAUCACAAAGCACUGGCGGAAACGCAAUGUCACUCAGAUCGACUUGCAGCGGGUUCUUGCGAUUAUGCCAGCGCAAGAUCGUGAAUUCACUCUCGAAGACUGUGGCAGAGGUGGUAUUCGUCUUGCGCGAGUACAGUCGCGAGGGCGUAUCGUCAAGCGUGCGGCAAGCUACAUCGAUGAGGAGAGCCUGAACAACACAUUCGAGAGCGCACUGCAGAAAAUGUGGCAUCAAUGGCAAGCGAUCACAGCGAAAGAGAACAGAACAGCAAACAGAUUCAUCGAUCAGCUACCACUGUUGGACAUCGUCAAGAACGAAUCAUCACAAAAGGCGUCGGCACUGUUCUCUCGGGGAGAGCAGCGACUGGCAGAGUUGAAGGCAGGCCAAGCGGCGAAGGUCGAAUCGAAAAAUGCAAAAGCCGAGACGAUCGCACAGAGAUCGACGCAGUCCGUCGCAAGCCGCAGCACGGCCCUUCUGGACCGCAUCAUUGCAAAGCAGAAUAUGGCCUCGAAAUUGCCAGCAGGACCGACCAAAGCUGAGCUCGAGCGCAGAUCAGCCCUUCAACGCAUCGAAGACAUUGCGCGAAUCCUGUCGCUCAUGUGCGGAAUGAAAGAGCGAAGUAGCUUCAGCAUGCAGGCCAUCACGCAACAAUUGCAGCAGAGCCUUCGAAGUCCGAUCAGCAACAUCGAGGUUUGGAGGUGUUUGACGCUCAUGGCGACGGAAAUAACACCAGCCUUUGUGAAAGUCGUACAGAGCGGAGAAGUACAGGGCGUGGUAGUAACAAAGAGCGGGAGUGUUGCAUUAGCGGAUCUGAGAGCUAGAGUGCAGAAAGCGUGCGAGUGAACAUGAUGUUGUAAGCGAAGAUUGGAUGUCAUUAUGAAUGUACAGAGGCCAUAGCGGGCAUGAUAUCUCCUG